Messenger RNA from Rhodofomes roseus, 2700 nucleotides. RefSeq lists its product as uncharacterized. The record is from RefSeq and is a predicted model, not a curated record. The transcript has 5 exons. Bases 217 to 2298 code for a protein of 693 amino acids. NCBI's taxonomy places the organism in Eukaryota, Fungi, Basidiomycota, Agaricomycetes, Polyporales, Fomitopsidaceae.
GUCAAUACAUGAGCCUAUCCCCUACGAAUCCCGAUGGCUGAUUUUGUGCACAAAGGCAUGCGCAGCGGGCCGUGGCUGAUUCGUUUGUAACCCAGACGUCGAGACGCGACCGCUUUCCCACGGGUUUUCUUUGUUCUUCUUGCACGACGGUUCGGUCUCCUGCUCGCCCAGCGUUACAGAUACCCAACAUCCCGCAUCUAUUUCUUGAAAAUAGGAAUGGACAAUCCGCAGUUUUAUCAGCCCCUGUCGCACGCUCUUCAUCCUCCCCUCGCUGCCCACCACUCCCCUCAGCAACCACAAUACGCAGCCUACGGUGCACAUGCACACACAGCUGCCUCCAAUGGUGUCGGUCACACCAAUCGGGAGGAGGAAGAGGAGGAGGAUGACGAGGAGGACGUUGUAGAGGACGAACUCGACCGCAACGACCCGGAUCAUUCGCAGCAUCCUACUCAUUCACCACACCAUGCUGCACAGUCGGCGUCCGCUGCUGCUGCUAUGUCUGCCUCCACUGUCAACAGGCAGGAAGUAGUGCUGCAAGCACAAAGCCAGUCCGGCGCUGACGGUGAUGAUGCCGCAAAGCGCAAACCCGGGCGACCAAGGGGCUCUCGCAAUCGCAAACCCAAGACGGCCAAUGUCACCCCGCCAGCCCCGAAGGCGCCAUUGAACUCCCAUCACCCUGGAUUCUACCAGUAUCCACCCGCCCCAGCUAGCGCAGUGAACCCGAAUCAGCAGUUCUACGAAUUCCAAUGGCGUGCGUUGAACCUAUGCUCAGAGUUCUACAAUGCUGCAGAGGAACUUGUCAAAGCUGCGUCCCCUGUAGUCAUCUCGCAAUGCUAUCAAAUGGGCCCUGGUGCGCGAAUCGACCCCUUAGCCAUGAUCGCGGACGCGAAACGUGUCUGCGAUAACCUUCUCGCCAACCCCAGUCAGCUCGUCGGGCAGCAACCACCACCAGCGUAUCCUUAUCCGUCGUCCUACUCUACCCCUUAUGUGCCUCCCGCCCCGCCAGCCACGACUGCUUCCCCUUCCAACAGCAGCACACCAGCUAGUGGGUCUGUUAUUACCAAUCCUCAGUCGUUCGUGAUGCCUCUAGGUACCAGCAUGCCACCGCCUGCGCACGCUGCACCGAAUCCCUACUACUCUGGGGUCUACGCGGCAGCACGCUACCCGACGGCCCCGUAUUACUCAUAUCCCACGCAACCACACGCGUCGUAUUAUCCUCCUCCAGCUACCCCAGCUCCAGCGAGUGCCCCAGCGAGUGCGGCACCAAGCGCUCCUGCACCUACCGCUGCGGCACCUGCCUCUAGUACUUCUACCUUCAGUGCAGCGCAGCCAUCUGCUUCGGCGUCCUCUUCCUCAGUGGGGCAACAGGGUUCGUGGUCUGCAGAGGAGGAAGACCGCUUAAGGAGGCUUGCAGAACAGAGCAGGGAACAGGGCGGACCGCAGAACAAGGGUGAGAUCGAAUGGGACUGGGUGGUACAACAAUGGGGAAACAGCAGGACGAGGCAUCAGAUUUUGCUGAGGGCUACGGCGCUCGGUCUGAAAGAGAGCACAACUCGUGCUACGAAGCGCAAGCGUGAGGCAGAGGCAGGCGCGAACGAGACGAAUGAUCACACACCAACACCCGCUUCUCACGCAGCUGCCAGCGCUGCACCAGCGGCCUCGACAAGUACUCAGAGUCACAAUGCCCACGUUCAGUCGGCACAUGUCCCAACGACACAUACGCAAAGCCGUAUGCAACCUACACUUGCACAACCCGCGCAUACUCAACAGGCUGUACAUAGCCAACCGUCGCAUAGUCAGCCACCGCAUGUGCAAACAUCUCACUCACAGCCUACGCACAGUCAGACGACAAUAGCACCGUCAGCGACGACGACCACUCCCGUAUCGACGCAUGCGUCUCCGGCAUUACCUCCGCAACGACCUCCGUCAUCCACCACGACGCCAGCUACCAUAGCCCCAGCGCGCACUACGACAAUUCCGUCGCCGGUGUCGUCAAAUCUGCCCUGGCCUAUGCCCACAGUGGCCGCGAAUACACCUUCGCCAGUCCUCACUGCCGCCCAAAUAGACCAGCGCAACACGUCUUAUUACCGCCCUCCCCCAACACAACGAGCGUCGUACGGCACGAGCGCCGGCACAUCGACGACGACCUCGUACGCUGCGGCGAGCGCGUCCAACACGACCCCAUAUGGCGCCGCCGCGACUUCGCGUCCGGCGUCGUCGCAUGGUAACGUCGCGGCCUCGCAUCCAUACAUGUAUCGCCCGGGCGUGAACGGGACAGGAAGGAGGGAUGGCGCGUAAGGGUGCCCUCGACAUGCGAGGGAUAACGAGCGAUGACGUCCUGCUGUUCGCAGGGAUUCGACUACCAACCGCGACCCGCCGGUGCCGUUCCACAUGCAGCCUUGGAAGUAGGAGUGGGCGAUGGCAUCCGCGGCGCGACUCAAGCCCAUCGGCGUCAGGGACCGAACGAAACGAAAUGACUGUGUACGAAAGGGGCUGGCCUCGGUCAAGCUCGUGUUGUACAAGUACCGUCUGGCAUGGGUCGCGCGAUUGGAUUCCCGUAAGAUAGGCGAUUUCUUUACCUCUGAUCUUUAUUGCCAUCAGCUUUCCCUGUCCAUAUUGCUUGCUAUACGUAGGCGCACACACGAAUGUACAGAGGAUAUACAUAGUAUGCAUUAUAACUAUCCCGCUAUGUACCAUCUC